Messenger RNA from Plodia interpunctella (Indianmeal moth), 2291 nucleotides. It is a transcript of the gene ScpX, whose product is annotated as Sterol carrier protein X-related thiolase. The transcript is spliced from 2 exons. NCBI's taxonomy places the organism in Eukaryota, Metazoa, Arthropoda, Insecta, Lepidoptera, Pyralidae. Gene Ontology annotation, molecular function: acyltransferase activity, transferring groups other than amino-acyl groups. Bases 420 to 2027 code for a protein of 535 amino acids. The record is from RefSeq and is a predicted model, not a curated record.
UCAUGAGGACGUCAUUGUCGUGACGUGCUUAUAUUCAGUCAAUUUUAAAUCUAAUCGCCUUUGGAAUAGAAACAACAUUACAAUUUGUAGUUUAAUUUCGAAACUUAAAAUAGACUUCGGACUGCUUGAUAGACAGAAGUCCUACUUUUGGAAUUUUUGGUUUAAGUACCUACAUAUAUACCUACCAAAACUACAAUCGUCAUCGAACCUUCAUAGAUUUGGUUGGACUCAUUCAUUUCAAAUUGGUUGAAGUUGGAGCUGCGUUGAGUGGUUAGGUGUGUUGGCAAGCCGAAGUAAAUAUCGCUGUUAUCGUAGAUAAAUAACUACAAGCGAUUUCUACAAAGCUGCCUUUGUGGUUUCGAGGAAAAGCUGUGCGUGAUCAUCUCCGUCGCCGUCAAGAGGUAACUAUUAUUUACAAAAUGGGUAGAAAAGUGUUCGUAGUUGGCGUCGGAAUGACGAAGUUUGUCAAACCGAACUCUGGAAAAGACUAUCCAGAUUUAGGUAAAGAGGCAGUGUUGGAUGCUUUGGCUGACGCUGGUAUAAAGUACGAAGAUGUACAGCAAGCAGUGUGUGCAUAUGUAUUCGGGGAUUCCACUUGUGGCCAAAGAGUCUUAUAUCAAGUCGGCAUGACAGGCAUCCCAAUAUACAAUGUCAAUAAUAACUGCUCUACUGGCUCUAAUGCUCUAUUCCUCGCAAAGCAACUCAUUGAAGGUGGAAAUGCUGACGUCAUUCUGGCUGUUGGUUUCGAAAAAAUGGCGUCAGGUCCCCUAGGUAGCGGCGCUUUCACAGACAGAACCAACCCUAUGGACAGACAUGCAUUGAAAAUGGCAGAGUUAACUGACAUUGCAGCUGCACCUAUGACUCCACAGUUCUUUGGCAAUGCGGGUAUAGAACACAUGAAGAAAUAUGGCACAACUGAGGUACACUUUGCCAAAAUUGCAGCAAAAAAUCACAGACAUGGGGCAAAGAAUCCGCGAGCACAAAGCACCAGGGAGUACACAGUUGAAGAAGUAUUGAAUUCCAGAAAGAUUUACGGCCCUUUGACUAAGUUACAAUGUUGUCCGACUAGUGAUGGAGCCGGUGCAGCUGUGCUUAUGUCAGAGGAAGCAGUUAUUCGUUUCGGACUGCAGAGUAAAGCUGUUGAGAUUAUUGGUAUGGAGAUGGCAACAGACACCGCUGAGAUUUUUACGGAAAACAGUUUAAUGAAAAUAGCUGGUACUGAUAUGACAGCUUUGGCUGCGAAAAGGUUGUACCAGAAGACUGGUAUUUCACCCAUGCAGAUAGAUGUUGUGGAACUCCAUGACUGUUUCUCUGCGAAUGAGUUAAUAACAUAUGAAGGGUUACAAUUGUGUGGUGAGGGUGAAGCGGGGAAGUUUAUUGAUGCGGGCGACAACACUUACGGUGGGCGAGUUGUUGUCAACCCCAGUGGAGGGUUGAUAGCCAAAGGCCAUCCAUUGGGAGCGACGGGCCUGGCCCAGUGUGCAGAAUUAGUGUGGCAACUCCGCGGAGAGGCGGGCCAGAGACAGGUGCCACGCGCUAGGCUAGCUCUGCAACACAACUUGGGUCUUGGUGGAGCAGUGGUCCUCACGAUGUACCGUAAAGGUUUCUCCGACGCUUCCCCCAAGAAUGUCGCCGUCGCCGACAGACCCGACGACUUCAAAGUCUACAAAUACCUGAAGAUUCUCGAAGAGGCCAUGAAAGAUGACAAGGAUAAUCUCAUCGAAAAGGUCCGAGGCAUCUACGGAUUCAAAGUCAGGAACGGCCCCAACGGGCUCGAAGGUUACUGGGUCAUAAACGCGAAAGAAGGCAGAGGAAAAAUCACAUACAACGGCACAGAGAAACCAGACGUCACAUUUACUAUCAACGAUGAAGAUGUUGCUGACCUUAUUUCAGGCAAACUCAACCCACAGAAAGCAUUCUUCCAAGGCAAAAUCAAGAUUCAAGGGAACAUGGGACUCGCGAUGAAACUGACAGACUUACAGCGCCAAGCUUCUGGAAGGAUCGAACAGAUUCGGUCGAAAUUAUAAAUUCCACGACCCAAAUCUUUCGGCAAUCUUCGGUUACGGAUGGUGUGGGGCAUUUCAUAAGCUUACUCUCUCUGUCGUGUUCUAUGAAUUUGUUGGAGACAGAGAAUUUUUAUAAGGAAUAUAAUUUCCAGUUACGAUUAAUCUAGGUGCAAUAGGAAAGUUGAAAAUUAAAAUUUUUAUCACUUUUUCAUUAAUUAUGUUAUCAUUCCAAAUGACAUAUUGUAUCGAUAUUUUGUUAUUAUUAUACUAAUGGUUUUGUACAAA